AUGGUGGUAGGAGACCCAAAUAAACUGCCAGAUGGCAGAGGCCAACUGCGUCGACACUCCAGGGCCCCUCGUCCAGACCGGGCUCCUCGUCCAGAACAUGGACCACCAAGGAAGUCCCGCAAGAAGCUCCAAGUUAUCAUCUGUGUCCUGCUUGUGGAGCUGUGUGAGAGAUUCACUUUCUUUGGGAUUGUAUGCAACACCAUUCUCUUCUGCACGGUGAAGCUGGGAUAUGAUAACUACCUGGCUGCGACCGUCAACCUGUGCUUCAUAGGAGCUAGCACCCUGACCCCGGUUCUGGUUGGCUGGUUUGCAGAGACCUGCCUGGGGAGGUCCAAGGUGCUCUACAUAUGUGCCUUCCUACAUUUCUUUGGCACAGCCAUGCUGCCUGUGGUGGCAUUCCCCUUCGAAGAUUUCUACAUUGACACUCACCACAUGACGCACCAGCUGGAACGUCGGGAGCAGCAGAUCUUGUUCUACACCGGCCUCCUGGCUGCUGCUCUGGGCAUCGGAGGCAUCCGGGCCAUCCUCUGUCCAAUGGGAGCGUACAGCCUGCAGUGCUACAACCAGCACCAGCUCCUGUCCUUCUUCAACUGGUUCUACUGGUUGGUCAACCUGAAUUCCACUGUGGUGUUUCUGGGCAUCGCUUACAUCCAGCAGUCUGUGGCCAAAAAUCUGGGCUUCCUUAUCCCCUUCACCUCUGUGCUGCUGGCUCUAAUCGCCAUACACAUGAUGCGGAACAAUCUCACCUACAAACCCAAGAAAGGUGGAUCAUUAUUGACCACACUGGGAGUUUUCUUGAACUCCCUCAAGAUGUGCUGCCUCCACUACCGUCACCUGAGCGGAGAUGUGGGAUCUUGGCUGGACCGGGCCAAGGAGAACAAUGGCGGCCGUUACAGCGAGACGCAUGUAGAGAACGUCAAAGUCCUGGCCAAGCUCUUCCCUCUGUAUGGCCUUCAGCUGCUUUACAGAGCCUGCAUCACACAGAUUCCCUCAGGGUACUACAUACAGACCAUGAACUCAAACCUUCACCUGACCAGCCACCUGUUGCCCAUCGGUGGCAUGAAUGUGAUCAGUAUCAUCCCUCUGCUGCUCUUGGCCCCCCUCAUAGAGUGUGUGACCACUUACUACCUCUCUGCGGAAAAAGCUCCUCUGGCACCUGCAAAAGUCAUCACUCUGGGCCAUGCAUGUGCCACUCUGUCGGUGUUGGUGGCAGGUUUGUCUGAGCUGCAUCGGAGGUCCUACCCUCUGGUGGAGCAGACCCUCUCUGGGAAAGUUCUGCAGGUGUCGUCCAUGCCGUGUUUCCAUCUGGCUCCUCAGUACAUCCUGCUAGGUCUUGCAGAGGCUCUCGUCACCCCUGCAUGCUCCCUAAUAUCUUUCCAGCUGACCCCAAGCCACAUCAGAGGGAUCUCCUUACAUUUCCUCACUCUGUCCUAUGGAGGGGGCUGCUUCCUGGCAGCCUUAAUCGUUCAGCUGGUGUACUUUGUCUCUGGAGGUAACUUUUACCCAGACGCACUGCAUGAUGGGAACCUUGAGAGAUUCUUCUUCCUCCUGGCCUCACUGAUGGCGGUUAAUACCCUUGUGUUUUGGCGUGUAUCUAAAAGGUAUAUAGACCUGAGUGUGCGGGGUAAAGCCCUGACAGUCAGCCCUCUGGCUGAGAAGCUGCUGCACUACAAGGCCUGCCUGCGCUUCUACGACACGGUGGACCGCUCCUACACAACCGCCUCCAUCGAAUCUAUUUUAUGAAUAUCUUAAAUAUUAUCUUUGCUGUUAGUGGCGCUGGCGCUGCAUUUUACUAUGUCAGAGUCUGUGACUUUUCAAGCCAAAGUGUAUAAAUAAGGUAAAUGUACAUAUGUUUGUUGUCCCUUGCUGUGAAUGCUGACCGUUAUUUGAGUGUGGCCUGU
Messenger RNA from Notothenia coriiceps (black rockcod), 1901 nucleotides. It is a transcript of the gene slc15a5, whose product is annotated as solute carrier family 15 member 5. Bases 1 to 1743 code for a protein of 580 amino acids. Gene Ontology annotation, molecular function: transmembrane transporter activity. Gene Ontology annotation, biological process: transmembrane transport. The transcript has 9 exons. NCBI's taxonomy places the organism in Eukaryota, Metazoa, Chordata, Actinopteri, Perciformes, Nototheniidae. Gene Ontology annotation, cellular component: membrane. The record is from RefSeq and is a predicted model, not a curated record.